ACCUAUAUGACGUGGAGCCUGAAGUUGUACAUGUCAUCAUUCAUUGCGUACAAGACGCAAUGAAAGCUUGUCUGAAAUGCUGGGAUGAAUGAUUUAUUGGGGAAAACUACAAUCUAAAGUAAGGGUUAUUUACCGAAGAAGACCAUUUUCCGGUGUCACGUUGUUUUGUGUCCGACCUCGGCAUCGGACAGGAAGCGGUGUUAAGCCAAACCUUUCCGACCUGAACCCUGAAGUGGUACAUAUCGUAGACAAAAUGAAAGCUUGUUGUCUGAAAUGCUAGGAUGGAUGAUAUAUGUGAUUUAUGGAAGUUGCUCUCAAAUGCGUCGAGACACGACGAGUCACGAUGGUAUUCUUAACGGAUCGUUUUUUACUCGCGUAGUUGGAACCGGAGGACUCGAGGCUUGUGUAUCGAUCGAUCCAAAGUCUAACUCACAAGAUUGGAGAAACUGAUCAACAAACACCUUGUUCAUCCAGUAUCAAAUCUACUAACUCCCGAAAUCAUGUCUCAAAUCCCGGUUUUGCCGCUUCUGAUCAACUGCAUGUUGUCGGCACUCGGGUGCUUGGCCACAAUAAAACUCAUCCCGGCGUUUAAAGACCAUUUCAUCGCUGCCAAGUUGUAUGGCAUUGACAUGAACAAAACAUCAAAAAAGCAAGUUCCAGAAUCCCAGGGUGUCAUCAGCGGAACCGUGUUUCUCAUCAUCCUCUUCUGCUUCAUCCCCGUGCCUUUCCUGAGCUGCCUUGUUGGGGACCAGUGCACAGUCUUUCCACACGACGAGUUUGUCCAGCUGAUUGGCGCUCUGUUAGCCAUUUGCUGCAUGAUUUUCCUGGGCUUUGCUGACGAUGUGCUAAACCUGCGAUGGAGGCACAAGCUGCUGCUGCCCACCAUCGCCUCCCUGCCACUGUUGAUGGUCUACUUCACCAACUUUGGAAACACUGUCAUCGUGGUGCCCAAGCCUUUCAGACUACUGCUAGGGCUCCACCUGGACCUAGGUAUUCUGUACUACGUUUACAUGGGCAUGCUGGCUGUGUUCUGCACCAACGCCAUCAACAUCUUGGCCGGGAUCAACGGCAUCGAGUCGGGACAAGCCCUCUUCAUCUCGGGCUCCAUCAUCCUCUUCAACCUGUUGGAGCUCCAUGGAGAUUAUGGAGACGACCACAUAUUCUCCCUUUACUUUAUGCUACCAUUCUUCUUCACCACGCUGGGACUUUUCUACCAUAACCGUUACCCGUCCUCUGUGUUCGUUGGAGACACCUUCUGCUACUUUGCGGGGAUGACCUUUGCGGUGGUCGGCAUCCUGGGACACUUCAGCAAAACCAUGCUGCUAUUCUUCAUCCCCCAGGUGGUCAACUUCAUCUACUCCCUGCCGCAGCUGUUCCACAUAAUCCCGUGUCCCCGACACCGGCUCCCCAGGUUGAAUCCCAGCACGGGCAAACUGGGAAUGAGCUACUCCAAAUUCAAAAGGAAGGAUCUCUCUAAAUUGGGAAAUCUUAUUCUGCAGGCGGCCGAGUUACUGAGGUUACUGGAGGUUCGCCGGGGUCAGGAGGAAGAUGAUGAGUUCAUAGAGUGCAACAACAUGACCCUAAUAAACCUGGUGCUGAAAAUACUGGGGCCCGUUCACGAGAGGAGCCUCACCACCAUAAUGCUGCUCCUACAAGUAUUCGGUAGUGCCGUGGCUUUUGGAAUCCGCUAUCAUCUGGUGCGGCUUUUCUAUGACGUGUAAACAAGACUGCAAGAACCCAGAGCCAUGACUGAGGACAUCCAGAAGAAGGAAGCUUAUUGACACUUUAAUGGAUUGGCCUGGCUGACGGAUAAUAAUAACAAUAUGCCUUUUGAUGUCGAUCCCAUUUCCUCACACCAACACCAUUCUGCCUCAGAGCAAAUCAACAAGGGGAACAUUUAUUUUAAGUCAAAUUUAAAUUUGGUAUGAGAGCAUAAACCAUGAAUAUGUUUACAGAAAGGGAUCUGCGGUUAUGGGUAUGAAUGUUUCUUAAGCUCUUCAUCAGAAAUAGCACACACACCCACCACUCAAACAGAGCUUGUCGUCAUGAUCAAUGUCCUGGGUUAUGCAUGUUGGAAGUUUUUGGCUUCUGAUAAGUUGGUCUAUAUCAUCAGGAUCUUUCUUCUGGUCGUUGCUCUGGAUGUUCCUCUAGUUUUCCGCUACAUCUUUAAGGAAAUCAAGCAUACAAAGGAAAAAUAAGCAUGUUGGUGUCCUUCAUUCAAGAAUGUACUAAAUCAGGUAUUUACUGAUUGAACAAUUACAUCAACAUUUGAUCAUUUCUAUGUCUUUUGGCAUUAUUAAAUGUCAAUCAGAUCACCCUGUGAUAUUCCAGACUUAGUUCAUUUAUCUAAACGAAAAUGCCAACCUUGUAUGAAAAGAAAACUGUUAAAGUGAGGGUCAAAUGAAGGGUGAUGUUGGGUUUUAAUGUAAUUCAGCUUUAUACGAAAGGCCAAAAGAAGGAUAGCGCAGGAACAUUUAAAGCUAGACUUUUGGUAUUUAUGAACAUUGUCGGAGAAAUCGCUUAUUUUUAUGAAAACGAGUAACUUGAAUGAAAUAAUAUUUUUAGUUUUUCUUUUCUUAGAACAGUUGGCCUCAAUGUGAAUUAUUUUUUGACACUGGACAAUUAAGCUUUUUCUUGGAAUGCUAUUAGUGUUCAAUAUUUACGUUUUCAAUGGGAUAGUGGUGCUGAAAAUUAAAUAAGUCCUACUCAA
This is a messenger RNA of Gadus morhua (Atlantic cod), 2710 nucleotides long. RefSeq names its product dolichyl-phosphate (UDP-N-acetylglucosamine) N-acetylglucosaminephosphotransferase 1 (GlcNAc-1-P transferase) (gene dpagt1). Gene Ontology annotation, cellular component: membrane. Gene Ontology annotation, molecular function: UDP-N-acetylglucosamine-dolichyl-phosphate N-acetylglucosaminephosphotransferase activity. NCBI's taxonomy places the organism in Eukaryota, Metazoa, Chordata, Actinopteri, Gadiformes, Gadidae. The record is from RefSeq and is a predicted model, not a curated record. Gene Ontology annotation, biological process: dolichol-linked oligosaccharide biosynthetic process. Bases 501 to 1721 code for a protein of 406 amino acids. The transcript is spliced from 9 exons.